CUUUUUUUUCUUUCGGAAGUUUAUGAGAGAUUAAGAUCCCUCUCCUUCUCUCCCAGUCUUCCUCCUCCCGCAAGUCACUUUUUGAGUCGCUCUUCUUUAACCGUUUGGUCUUCUCAAUUUGCUGCUCGUUCUCAGUCAUCAUGGAUAUCGAUUUCAAUGAGUACAAGCUCAGGUGCGAGAUUCGCGGCCACGAUGAUGAUGUUCGUGGAAUAUGCGUGUGCACUGAUGAGAAUAUAGCUAGCUCAUCAAGAGAUAGAACCAUCAGGGUAUGGUCACUGGAUUCUGAUAAGCGCAAGUAUUCAUCUUCUAAAAUUUUGUUGGGUCAUACAAGCUUUGUUGGACCCCUUGCAUGGAUUCCACCGAAUGAGGAAUACCCUGAAGGCAGACUCGUCUCUGGGAGCAUGGAUACUUCCGUUUUCGUUUGGAACUUGAUUAAUGGAGAGAUUAUUCAGACAUUGAAGGGUCAUAAGAUGCAAGUCACUGGUGUUACUCUUGAUAAUGAGGACAUAGUUUCAUCUUCAGUUGAUCAAACUCUGAAACGCUGGAGAAACGGCCAGCUUGUUGAAUCUUGGGAGGCACACCAGUCGCCUGUCCAGGCAGUCAUAAAGCUGCCAUCUGGUGAGCUCGUUUCAGGUUCAAGUGACACCACUCUAAAACUCUGGAAGGGAAAAACAAUGCUGCGAACUUUGACAGGGCAUGCAGAUACUGUUAGAGGGUUAGCAGUGAUGCCUGAUUUAGGAUUUCUUUCAGCAUCACAUGAUGGCUCAAUCAGGUUAUGGGCUCUAAGUGGCGAAGUUCUUCUGGAGAUGGUUGGCCACACUUCCAUUGUGUAUUCAGUUGACGCACAUGCAUCUGGCCUUAUUGUUAGUGGCAGCGAAGAUCGCUAUGCUAAGAUAUGGAAUGAUGGAGUAUGCGUUCAGAGUUUGGAACAUCCAGGCUGUGUCUGGGAUGCCAAGUUCUUGGAGACUGGAGAUAUUGUGACUGCAUGCUCGGACGGGGUAGUUCGUGUUUGGACAGCACGCAAUGACAUGAUUGCAGAUCAGAUGGAGAUUGAUGCCUAUGAUUCCCAAAUUUCUCAGUACAAAUUAAGCAGGAAAAAGGUUGGAGGAAUGAAACUUGACGAGCUGCCGGGACUUGAUGCGCUGACGAUACCAGGUACCAGUGAUGGCCAGACAAAAGUCAUAAGGGAGGGAGACAAUGGUGUUGCUUAUGCAUGGAAUAUGAACGAACAGAAAUGGGACAAAAUUGGUGAGGUUGUUGAUGGUCCAGAUGGUGUGGCUGACCGUCCAAUCCUCGAUGGGUUUCAGUAUGAUUUUGUUUUCGAUGUUGACAUUGGUGACGGGGAACCUAUCCGGAAGCUACCUUACAAUCGAUCAGACAAUCCUUAUGAUGCAGCUGACAAGUGGCUUCUAAAAGAGAAUCUUCCCUUUGCAUAUCGACAGCAGAUUGUUGAAUUUAUAUUACAAAAUUCUGGGCAGAAAGACUUCAACUUUAAUCCAUCUUUUCGUGAUCCCUUCACGGGCGCAAAUGCUUAUGUUCCUGGGCAAGCAUCUCACACAGCUGCAACUCCGGCAAAACCUUUAUACAAGCACAUUCCAAAAAAAGGUGUGCUAGUUUUCGAUGUUGCUCAAUAUGACGGGAUUCUGAAAAAGAUGACAGAGUUCAACAAUACAUUGCGAUCUGACCCAGUAAAUAAUGACAGUUCCCUGACAGAAGUCGAAGUAUCUAGAGUAGGAGCAAUCGUUAAAAUACUCAAGGACACAUCACAUUACCACUCUACCAGUUUUGCUGACAUGGACAUUACUUUGCUUUUGAAAGUGCUACAGGCAUGGCCACCUGCAAUGAUGUUUCCUGCUACUGAUAUAGUCAGGAUGCUCGUUUUGCAUCCUCAUGGAGCAAGUCUACUCAUUAAGCAUAUGGAAAACAACAAUGACCUGCUUUUGGAUUUGAUAAAGAAAGUCACAGGAGAUUCGGCUCUUCCUGCAAAUCUUCUAACAACAGUUCGUGUCCUGGUUAAUCUAUUCAAGAAUUCCUCAUUUCAUUACUGGCUACAGAGGCAUCAUAGUCAAAUUCUUGAUGCCUUCUCAAACUGUUAUUCAUCCCCAAAUAAGAAUCUGCAGUUGGCUUAUUCGACGUUGCUUCUCAACUAUGCAGUGCUAUUAAUUGAAAAGAAGGAUCAAGAAGGCCAAGCUCAAGCCCUUUCAGCAGCAUUGCAAAUUGCAGAAGAGGAAGCUGCAGAUGUUGAUUCCAAGUUCCGGAGUUUGGUAGCAAUUGGCUCUCUGAUGCUUGAAGGCCUAGUGAAGAAGAUAGCGAUAGAUUUUGAUGUUGAGAGCAUUGCGAAAUCGGCAAAGGCGUCGAAGGAAGCCAAGAUUGCAGAAGUUGGUGCGGAUAUCGAUCUUCUAAUUCGUCAGCCUUGAGAGCUAAAUUCCAUCCUUAACAGUUUCAUAUGAUUUGUAUUCUCUUUUCCUUUGAAACGCAAUGCAAAAUUUUCUAGCAGAGAGCUUCAAAUUGAUUUGAAUAUUUAACAGUUAGAUUGAAACAGAGGAAAGACUAAGAGACUCUCUGUUCUGUUUU
Molecule: messenger RNA, 2574 nt
Organism: Eutrema salsugineum
Lineage: Eukaryota; Viridiplantae; Streptophyta; Magnoliopsida; Brassicales; Brassicaceae
Product: phospholipase A-2-activating protein
Exons: 22
Coding region: 141-2417 (758 amino acids)
Biological process (GO): ubiquitin recycling; proteasome-mediated ubiquitin-dependent protein catabolic process
Cellular component (GO): nucleus; cytoplasm
Molecular function (GO): ubiquitin binding
Source: RefSeq, a predicted model, not a curated record